AUGCGUCGACAUAAUGUUAAACUUGAUUUCACUUCGAAUUCGAUCCUUUUCGACUCCCUCCGCUCUCUCCGCCAAUGCAAAUAUGAACCCGUUCCCGCCUAUGUCCAGGGUGUCUCGAGCCCGCUGCCUGCCACACAUUAUCUAGAGGUAGAAAGUAUAUCGGCAGCCACGUUCUAUGAGAUAACUAAGUACUUAGAAGUCUUCGCGGCGUUUGAAGAAGGAGCUAAACAACUACCUCAACAUCGACCCUAUGACCACCGCAUCAGGCUAAGAGAAGUAACUGAACCCCCAUUUGGUGCCCUGUAUAGUGUCUCCCGAGAUGAGCUAACAACUUUGAAGGAUCACCUGGACACGGAAGUGACAUCGGGACGAAUGGACCCAAGCUCCUCCCCCGCUGGUACCACUGUCCUAUUCAUCAAUAAACUGGGAGGUCGUCUCCGCUUCUGUUUAAACUAUCGGGGAGUAAAUGAAAUUACCAUCAAAGACCAAUACCCCCUGCCACUCUCCAAGGAAACCUUUAACCAGAUCAGUGCAGCUAAGUGCUACCCUAAGCGCAAUCUUCGGGCAGCUUAUAAUCAGAUCAGGAUAGUAUGCGGAGGCGAGUGGAAGAGAGCAUUCCGCACCCGCAAUGAUUUGGAAUCCCACAAGGAUCAUGUCAACCAAGUUCUACAAGUCCUCACGAAUAACGAUCUGUACUGCGCUCCUGAAAAUUGCGAAUUCUAUGUGCAGGACACCAAGUAUCUCGGGCUGAUAAUCAUGACAAAAGGAUUGGAAAUGGACCGCAAGAUGGUUAAGAAAAUCAGGGAUUGGAAGGCACCUCGGAAUGUCAAGAAUAUUCAGGGCUACACCGAGAUCUUGCUACCAAUUACAGCUCUCAUCCACGAUAACACCCCGUUUAUCUGA
Molecule: messenger RNA, 903 nt
Organism: Morchella sextelata
Lineage: Eukaryota; Fungi; Ascomycota; Pezizomycetes; Pezizales; Morchellaceae
Exons: 4
Coding region: 1-903 (300 amino acids)
Source: RefSeq, a predicted model, not a curated record